UCUAUCAGGCCACUUUAACCUUUUCUUACAGAACAGUUUACAGUCAGUAACGUAACAUAACAUUAGGUUACACAGCUAAGCAAAUAAGAUGCAAAUUAUAAAGUAAAAAGUCACAACAAUUACCAUAAUAUUAGUAGUGAAUUUUCCGAGAGCCAUACGAAAGCAAAAAUUUUUGGUAGCAAAGUUUAGGCAAAUAAAUAUACAACAAAUGCAGCAACAACAACCACAGGAAUAACAAGGACAAGGACAUACAACACAAGCCACCCACGCGCAGGAGAGAAAAAAACGGCAGACGUUCCACUUACGCUCACCCGCCACUCGUUGCAAUUGUUUUGUUUUUGUCAUUCAACCCGGAGCGACAGCUAUAGAGAUAAAGAGAGAGAGGAGCUCAGGCAGCAGAGCGAGUGCGAACGAGAGUAACCAUGGAUCGGUACGACAUGGAGGACGUCGUGGUGGCGCCUCCUGCCGAGUGCGGUUCACCGCUGAAGGAGUGGCGCCUCAAGCUUCAAGCGGGCACCCUCGCCCGCUCCGACUUCAUCGAGUUCUUCAAGCGCGAGUCGCCCAAGUACUUCGAUUACCAGUUGAGCGGUAGGGAGCCAGAUACCAAUGCGCUUACUCGCUGUCGUGUGGCGAAUUGUCCGUCCUGCGGGCGUGAGCACAAUGGGACUGGUUGGGCCGACGACCCCUUAGUCGCGGCGGAUCUGCGCAUCGAGGAGCUGCUCCACUUGACCCACCAUAAUUUGAACCUGGUGUCGGAUAUCAAGCGACUGCAGGAGAGCAAGCGGGGUGCGAUCCAUGGCUCCCUCAAGUGCAUGUUCAAGGAAGCGCUUGCCAAGGAGGAGAUCAUCGAUGUGUUUGUGGAAUUCAUGCUGGGCGACAAUCCCGCCUCCGCACUGGAGAAGCUCCGGCUGGAGGGCAACACGGCCACCGUCUGCGGCAAGGUCUUCAAGAACGGGGAGCCCACCUACAGUUGCCGCGAGUGCGGCGUCGAUCCCACCUGCGUCCUCUGCGUCAACUGCUUCAAGCGCUCGGCGCACCGCUUCCACAAGUACAAGAUGUCCACUUCCGGCGGCGGCGGUUGCUGCGACUGCGGCGACGACGAGGCCUGGAAGAAGGAUCACUACUGCCAGCUGCAUCUGGCGAAUCGCAAGAACCCGCUGGAGAGUAAGAUCCUAACGGAAGCUGUGCUGGAACGGGCUGAGAUCUGCUUUGGGGCGAUCCUCGCAUUCUGCGUGAACUACCUGGAGAUCGAGCCGAACGCCAGUCUACAGUGCCUCGACGGCGAGCUGGAUGGAGCGCAGUACUGCACGGUGCUCUACAACGAUGAGUCGCACACGUUCGACCAGGUGAUCCAGACACUGACCAAGAUUGUCAAAUGUCGGCAGAAGGACGCCAUGGAGAUUGUGGCGGCGAUCGAUCGCGAGGGACGGGCCGUCGUCAAGUGCGACACCUUUAAGGUGUGCAACGACCUGAAGACGGCUAUCGAAAAUCAGAUGAUGCCAGCGAGCGCUUUACCGUCAAAUCCGCGCAACAAUCAGUCGCUGAGGACAUCGGUGCUGCACAUCGGGGCCGUGGCCUGCCAGCAGUUUGCCCUGCAGCUGCUUGGCUGGUUCCAGGAGUUCCUGGUGCGGCACUACCUCUUCCGGAAGACAUUUUCCGAACUGGUGCAGCGCAAGCAGGAGAGCUUUUGCAUCCGGCACAUCCUCGAGUAUGAUGUGAAGCUGUGGAAGACAGCGCGAGCCUGUUGGCACCGCCUGCUCAUCUCAGGCAUGCUUAUGGAAUACGACAACAAGAUGGUGCUCGCCCAGGAGUUCUCGCGCCGCUACGCUACCAUUGUGGAGGACUUCAUCAGCGACGACCACGACCACGCCUUUUCGAUAGUUUCGCUCAGCGUUCAACUGUUUACGGUUCCCAGCAUCGCACAUCACCUGAUCGCCCAUGAGGGAAUCUUCGGCAAGCUGCUGCACACGUUCUACCACGUGGCCAUCGAGAAAUUUAUCCAGAACAAGACGCUGCACUUUAGCAAGAACAUCGCCAGCCUGACCUUCUUCAAGCGGGCCAACUACAUUCUCUACGAUCUGCGGUAUCUGCUCAGCCUAAAGCCGGAAGUGCUAAGUAACGAUCUGAGGAGCGGUUUCCUCGAAGGCUGCCGUGCUCUGAUGCGGGUCCUCAACGUUAUGCAGGGCAUGGAGUCGAUAACCAGGCAGACGGGCCAGCACAUGGACUACGAGCCGGAGUGGGAGUGCGCCUUCAAUCUGCACAUCAAGCUGGCCACGACCAUCUCCCAGGUUAUCGAUUGGGCUGCCGGCGAUGUGUGGCUGCUGCGCAAGCUCUACAAGAUGACUCUGCGGUCGCUGGUGGGCAACAGUUUCAUCGUGGGCGGCGAGAAGACGGAGCCACGGAGUGUGGCCGGUUAUGUGGCCAGCUGCCUGAUGUACGAUGUAUCGGUGAAGCCGGUGUCCAUCCACCUACCCCUGUCGCGGUUCUACGCCGGUAUCUAUCUGCAUUUAGGCGCCCACGAUAUGACUUACGACAGCCUCCAGGCGGAAACGGAGGCGCUGAGCAUAAAGCUGACGCCCAGAGAAAUUAUCGAACCAGUUCUGUGCACCCAUGCAAUGAUCGCCCAGGUGGCUGCGGGCAUGUGGCGCCGCAAUGGCUACUCUCUGCUUCACCAGCUCUACUUCUAUCGGAAUGUGCGUUGCCGCGUGGAGAUGCUGGAUAGGGAUAUUGUCUGCCUGCAAAUUGGCGGGUCCCUGAUGGAGAGCAACGAGUUCCUCAUCCAUGUGCUGAACAAGUUCAAUUUGAUUGCAUGGGCGCAGGCGAACUACGAGACUAUGUUGGCGGAGAAUCCCGUGGACGAUGAAUUCAUGCGACAGCUAUCGAUGAUUGACGAGUUCCUGGAACUGUUGAUCGUAAUCAUCGGAGAACGCUGGAUGCCAGGCGUUUCGAUUGUAACGGAGGAGGAUCGGCUGCGCAAGGAGAUCAUCCAGCUGUUGUGCACCAAGUCCUACUCUCAUUCGGAGCUUAGUCGCGCUUUGCCGGACAGCAAUGGUGGGAAUAGCGACAACAUCUUCGAAGACGUAAUCAACACGGUGGCCGUCUUCAAGAAGCCCGUCGGCGUCGACAGCAAGGGGGUGUACGAGCUGAAGGAGCAUUUGUACGAGGAGUUCAACGUGUACUUCUAUCACUACACCAAGGAGGACAAGUCCAAGGCCGAGGAGCUGCAGCGUGAGCGGCGCAAGGCCAAGAAGCAGCUCGUCUGCUGCCCGCCGCCUAUGCUGCCGAAGCUCACACCAGCCUUCACAUCCAUGGCCAAUAUUCUGCAGUGCAACGUGUUUCUCAACAUCUGCACCUUGAUAAUGGAUCGGGCUUUGGAUGCGCGCAGUCGCUCCUUUACCGAAUCGCAUCUCCAGAAGAUCCUUCACCUGCUGGGCUUCGCCAUUCAGGAGGAGCUGAGCGAGAACUAUCCCUUCCUGAGCUUCUACGAGCGUUCGCAGCAGUACGGAAUUUUGGAGAAGUUGGACGAGCUAGCCCGCUGUCCCAGGCUGGAGGCUCAUCGAGACUUUGUGCUGUGGACGAUCAAGCGGUACAAGGAGCUGCAGACCAAGCAGGCGCCUAGUGAAGGCGAAGCAGGACCGAAGGGCAUGCAGCAAAGCGCCGUGGAGGAGGAGCAGCCGGUCAGCUCCGAGGAGCAGGUGCGCCAGGAAAGAGAAGUACGCACCCGUUUGGCGGCCGAACGUCGGGCCAAAAUAAUGGCUCAAAUGCAGACUGCCCAAGAGUCGUUCAUGAAGGUCAAUGCAGAUUUGUUUGCGGCCAACGAAAAGGACAAGGAUACGCGAGAGAACGCGGCAGCCACGGGUGCCAUGGAGUGGGAGGAUAUACCGGCCGAGGAGGAGCAGGGAGCGGUGGCCCUCAUUCCAAACGUCGCCUGUUUGGGACCUGAGCGCAAGUUCUACCAGGGCAGUGAUAGCAACUUCAAGUGCAUCCUGUGUUUCGAUAACUGUGCCAUCAGCCGCAGCGGUCCCCCGUUGGUUAGCUCUGCUUUCGUCCAGACCUCGCGGGUGAUCUUCACCACACCCAAUAUGCGUGCAAGCCAGAGUGCCCUGCACAUGAGUUGCUGCGGCCAUGUGAUGCACUACAGCUGCUGGCAGGAAUAUUACAGCAACGAGGAGUCCAAGGAGCAGCGUCGUCCGCACCGCAAUCGCGCGGCCCAGAGUCAGGCGCACAACGUGGAGUUCCACUGUCCGUAUUGUCGGACCCUGAGUAACACUGUGCUUCCGGUGAUUGAAGCGCUGCCAUCUUUUUCGCCGGUACCUUCGGCGACCGAUAGCUAUCUGCCGUUGGAUAGCUUCUUGGAGAUCAUGCGCACACUGGCCGUCGAGCUGGGCCCCAUGAAGGACGGGGAAAUUUCCACCCGGCUACCGAGCUUCUCGAACCUCCUUCGGAUGUCCGGUGUCGUCGCGGACAUGGCGCAGUUCGAGCGGAGCGUCCAAAUGAUCCAUGAUUCCCCCAAGUUGCAUGCCAACUACAGCGAUGUAAGGGCCUUCUUAAACAAGGCCCUGCUGAAUGCCACGCAAAGUCAACAGCCGACUCAAAAAGACCAUCCAGCCGGCCCUGCAUUGGCCGCAGAUAGCCUUGAAAUGGUGCCCUUGUUUUGGGACACGUGCAGCUACACCCUGCAAGCGCUAGAAAUCUAUCUGUUCGAGGUGCAGAAGCCGCUGAAGGCUGAGCUCCCGAUGCGCCACCAGAGCUGUGCCCUCAAUUUGGUGAGAGCGUGCUCGCGCUUCUCGGCUUCGCCCGUAAGCGAGUUCCAGGCGAAGUUCUCCGUCCAACUGUUGGACACCGUCUUCAAUCAGAAGGGCACAAGUGUGUUGGAGUGGGACUGCUUCCGCGUGCUGGUGCCGUUCCAGUUCGGAGUGCUUAAUCUGAUGUUCGGCGAGAAUGCACCUCAAACCAUCAUACCCAGCGGCAGCAUGUUCGACUUUUACAUCCUGCAGACUAUGUUCCUGGCCCACCUGACUAAGGCGGUCCUCUGCUUUGAUGUGGAAAAGGAACAGGCCAAACGGACGGCAGAGACGCCACAUGCCGAACUUACGCAAUUGUCCUACGUCGAGCAGUUGCCGUCGAGGAUUCGGGAUAACAUGGUGGCCUUCUAUCGCCGCUAUAACAUCCCGGCCCGAGUGCUGCAAAAGAAUACGCAAGCACAGCUGGCGGAGGAUCGGAAGGAUGAGGAGCAGGGGCCAGUGCAGACAGUGGUGAUACCCUGUGAAUUGCACCAUUUGGCCCUUCUCCUCGAGUACAUGCAGCGUCAGAUGGGUUCAUUCCUGCGCUGCGCCUGCCUUUUCUAUCGCUGUCUAACCGAUGUGGACUUCCCGGACACGUUUCCCACAGAUCAGCCGGAUCGCUUCGAGCUGAUGUGCCAAUACCUGGGCCUGGACCCUCAACUGGGCGUGUACUUUGACAUGGAGACGGUGUACGCCACGAUGAUGCACUCGUUCGCCUCGCAUCCGCACAUUUCCCGGGAGGUGGAGGAACGUUGCCAGCCGAAGGCUAGUCGCUCCCUGCAGUUGGAACCCUGCCUGCGCCCGCUGCCGCGCUUGAUACCACUGUACGAUGACUACAGUGAUCUGAUCAACAGCGUUUCGGACAUCUUUUGCCCGAACAACGAACGCGAGGAGAUGAAGACGCCGACGAUGUGUCUGAUCUGCGGUUCGAUCCUGUGCGGCCAGUCGUACUGCUGCCAGCCGGAGCUGGGCAAGUUGACGGUGGGCGCGUGCACCCAUCACGCUCACACCUGUGGCGCCGAGGUGGGGAUCUUCCUGCGCAUCCGCGACUGCCAGGUGGUGUAUCUGGGGCGCGGUAAGGGAUGCUUCGUUCAGCCGCCGUAUCUGGACGAGUACGGCGAGACGGAUAUGGGCCUACGGCGCGGCAAUCCGCUGAGACUCUGCCAGGCGGCCUACAGCAGGAUCUUUCUGCAGUGGCUGGGCCAUGGGCUGCACGAGGAGAUCGCCCGGCUGAACGACAACACCAAUGUGGCGGUGACGCAGUGGCAUCACAUGUAGUCCGCAGACACAGAGGAUAGGGUAGAGGGCAGGCAGCGAACAGGCAAUGGCAGCAGUCAAUGUGAUUAUUACAUACUAACAUUAGGAAAGCCUAUUUAUACGUCUAAGCAUUUUACUACUUAUCCGUCAUCCACCCAACAGCACCACCAAAACCACCACCACCACCACCCCGAUCCACCAUCUAUAGUCACCGUCACCAACCACUUACACGCCCGUGCCCAAUCCUGUCCAGCGGCCCCCAACCAACAAUUACGAUUGUAUAAUUUUCUUCCUAUUAAUAAUUCAUUAUAAUAUUAAUAUGAUUUUUUUUUGAUCUAACAUUAGAGAACUUGUUAAAAGCUUGAGGUGCCCAGUGUCCUCCUCUAGUUAUAUAUAUAUAUAUAAUAUACAUAUGCUAAAAAUAUAACGACUAGGUUAGACUUUUGCCAGCACUAUAAAUGUCGCAGCGGUUAAAAGAAGAAAAGAACGUUAAAAUAAAAGCAAAAAUAUGUAUGUCCUGCUCUCUCUCUCUCUAUUAUUGGUCUCGCGGCCCACUCGAUGUAUAUAUAGUCCCGAUCUUUGAGUGCCGAUCCUAACCAUGUUGAGGUCCUUCUUUUGGCGUUUGUUGAUUUGUAUAUUUAGUUAGUGUAAAAAAUAUUGAUACCGAUUAAGUGUAUGUUCAAAAUUUGUUAUCCCCCCGCAAAGGUUAAGAUUCGUAGUCGCCCACCUGAUCUGUCCACCAAUCUCCUUGUCCACCCACCACCCACACACACACUCGCCCUCUCACUCGGAUUCCUGCUUUUGUACCCCAUCUCACUCUAACCGAAGGUACACUAAAAUUAGUCAAAUCAUGUUUACUUGAUCAAUGUACUUAACACCCUAUGCGACUAUAUAUUUACAUAAUAACAAGCGUAUAUACUAUAGAUAUAUAACAAGCAUAUUUCUUUUUAUGUAUUGUACAACAAACAACAAAAUCGACUAUGUAUGUGAAGUUCAAGCAAAAGGAAAUAAUGUCCUUGAAAUACUAAAUCCACAAAAUAGCAACAUGAUAAAACAACUACAAAAAAAUAAAUAACAAAUAAAAUGCAGUUUGCAAAAUUUUAGUGAUAUUCAA
This is a messenger RNA of Drosophila rhopaloa, 7155 nucleotides long. It is a transcript of the gene Ubr1, whose product is annotated as E3 ubiquitin-protein ligase UBR1. Gene Ontology annotation, biological process: protein ubiquitination; ubiquitin-dependent protein catabolic process via the N-end rule pathway. The transcript has 11 exons. Lineage: Eukaryota; Metazoa; Arthropoda; Insecta; Diptera; Drosophilidae. Gene Ontology annotation, cellular component: cytoplasm; ubiquitin ligase complex. Bases 423 to 6062 code for a protein of 1879 amino acids. The record is from RefSeq and is a predicted model, not a curated record. Gene Ontology annotation, molecular function: ubiquitin protein ligase activity; zinc ion binding.